AUGUUUUAUUCGGGUGUCCUGACAGAGCCGAGCAGAAAGGAAGUGGAGAUCAGGGAAGCGGCAUCUCUCCGGCAGCAGAGGAGGAUGAAGCAGGCGGUUCAGUUUAUUCACAAGGAUUCUGCAGAUCUCCUCCCUCUGGAUGGGCUGAAGAAGCUGGGGACUUCAAAAGAUACUCAACCACACAAUAUCCUGCAGAAGCGCCUGAUGGAGACAAAUUUAUCCAAAUUCCGAAGCAGUCGAGGAAGCUGGACUCCCAAGAGUGAUGCCUCAGCACAGACCAACAAGCUCAGUCAGACCAAACUGGGCAGCUCAGGGAAAGAGGAGGAUGAGGAGGAGCUCAUUGUGGUGAGCUGCCAGUGUGCAGGGAAGGAGCUGAAGGCUGUGGUGGACACUGGCUCACAGCACAAUUUCAUGUCAUCUGCCUGUCUGGACAAGCUAGGGUUAAAGGAGCAUCUUGGAGCACUCCCUGGUGAAGAUGAGACGGUUUCAUUGCCCUGCAAGGUGAAGGUGAUUGGCCAGAUCGAGUGCCUCGCCCUCACAGUGGGAGCAGUGCCCGUGGAGUGUGCUGUGCUCGUUGUGGAAGACAGUGAAAAACCCUUCUCCCUUGGGCUGCAGACACUGAAAGCUCUGAAGUGUGUCAUAAACAUGGAGAAGCACCAUCUUGUUCUGGGGAAGAUGGAGAGAGAAGAAAUCCCAUUUGUGGGCAGUGGCAGCACUGCGGUGGAAGAGCAGUAA
Molecule: messenger RNA, 735 nt
Organism: Indicator indicator
Lineage: Eukaryota; Metazoa; Chordata; Aves; Piciformes; Indicatoridae
Gene: NRIP3
Product: nuclear receptor interacting protein 3
Exons: 6
Coding region: 1-735 (244 amino acids)
Biological process (GO): proteolysis
Molecular function (GO): aspartic-type endopeptidase activity
Source: RefSeq, a predicted model, not a curated record